AUGGCAUCUAGACCCUCAAUAUCGUCCAAUGAUGUCGUUGGUCUGCUCGCCGCGCAGGGACAGCGUCGCCGGAAGCAGAUCUAUGAUGAGCGGAAGGGACUGAGUGUACCGGCAGAAUUCGAAGAUCGAGCAAACCGUCGUCGUUCGAUGGAUAUCGCCUUGGGGGAACCCGAGCCUGGCACGCCCCCCAGUGACUCUACCGCACCGCAGCUCCCUUGGACCCCUACGGAUGAGAAGAAGGUGACGCUGUUCAGCCUCGAAGAGAACCCAAACUACAAAUGUAAUCCUGUGGCAUUCUCGAAGGUCGAAAUUCUGGAUGCGUUGGAGCAGGGUUACACUGGGAACAACGUGUUGGCAUUCCUCAAUGCCAGAACUGAUCUGGAGCUAGAGAUGAUGAGAUCUUCUCGCUCCAGCAAGCACUCCUUCCACACAGCAGAGGAGACGGACAGCGUCCACGCGUACGCCUACAACCGUAACGAGCCCAAAUCCCUCUACUUUCACCCCAACACCGCUCUCACUUCUCCGUCAUCGACCGUCGACCAGGCAACGGUACGGGUGGAAUCACAUGGAAGUGAGAGCAUGUCGUCAGCUCAUCUCCCGUUUGCUGGUCAUGCGGCUUCUUCCGUUUCGCCCUCUGAUAAGAACUCGUCGAGCCCCCCUCUUCGAUCUUCUCGCAAGUUCGGCAAAGACAUCAACCUUCGUUCGCCCUUUAGUGCAACCACCGUCUCUGAAGCUGCUACUACACCCGAGUUGGAUCGUACCAGGCUCUCAGCUGCUGAAAGCCAUCGUACCUCUGAUAUCUCAAGUGAGAGCUCAGAACCUUCAGCGGCAACUCUGACACCAGAAGCUUCAGCCACACACGAGGCUGCCGUUGCUCACGCACUGAGUGCUCUAGGCAGCAGAGGUGUCAUCAAGACUGUUACUGUUGAGAAGAGGGUCGUUUUCGUAGAACAACGCAAGACAUUCAAGGUCACCAGUCAGGCACGACAAGCUCAGUCCACUUCACGGAUAUUCGAAGCUCAAGCAAGAUCAGCCAAGUUUGUCUCCUUCACCCGUGAAGCGUUCGUUGGCACCUCAGCCACUUGA
This is a messenger RNA of Coniosporium apollinis CBS 100218, 1086 nucleotides long. RefSeq lists its product as uncharacterized. Lineage: Eukaryota; Fungi; Ascomycota; Dothideomycetes. The record is from RefSeq and is a predicted model, not a curated record. The coding region runs from base 1 to 1086 and encodes 361 amino acids. The transcript is spliced from 3 exons.